AUGGAGAACAACAACAACACCACAACAACAAUUACUGAUCAAUUGAAUUCUCUUCGUUCUAUCUUACAUUCAGAUGAUCAUCUUCAAAUUUAUCCAUCUGGAGAUUAUGUACAAGUUCGAAUAAAACUGAAUCAUGAUAUUCAAAUAAGUUUUUUCUUUGAUUCCUUAAACAUUUUAAAUAAGCCAUUAACUAUUAAUAAUCUACAUGAUUUACGAAUUAAGAAAUCAUCUAAUAACUGUCCAUUAGAUAAAGAUCAAUGGACAAAUAUUCGUCAAUAUUUUUAUGAACUUAUCCAACAGUCAAAUGAAUCAACGUCAAUUCAAUCAGUUAUUCAAUCAAUUCAAGAUUAUUCAGUAAGCAUAAUGACAAACAAUAAAAAAUCAAGACGAAAAGAGAAAAAAUCAACAGAAAUUUCUGCAGGAGAAGAUACAUCAGCACUGACGAAUAGAUUUCGUCAUUCGGAUAUCAUAUUCAAUCGCAUUUUACAUGAUAAGACGAUUGAUCGAUCACAAGUUGUCAUUGGAUAUGAAGAUCGAUUUAUAGGCAUUCAUGAAAUACCAUUCAAUGAAUUUAAGCGAGUGCACGAACAUGAGUAUGGAAUUCCACUGCAUCGCAUUCGACAUUUUAAACUCAAUGGAAAUCUUGUAUGGGAUCGAAGAAAACGACUAGAUCUAAUAACUGGAAGUCAACAACAAAAUGUCAUAUCUAAUGACGACUAUCAAUAUCUCUCUCUUGUACAAGGACUUUAUUAUUUCGAUCAUUCUCUUCAACAAUGGAUUGAAUGUCCACAUAUACCAUUAACAUCUGAUGAUCCAAGAAUUCCAUCAACCAGUGAGACAUGGUUACCUGAACGAUGUCAUUUUGUCACAUGGAAUAUUCUAUUUGAUUAUUAUCAAUCAACACUUAUUCAUAGUCAACAAAGAUAUCAAGCAAUACUAGAUACACUUAAAUCAGUCUUACCCGAUAUCAUUUGUUUACAAGAAGUAACUAAAAGUUUUCUUAAUCUUCUAUUAAAUGAAUUAUGGUUUCAACAAAAUAAUUAUUAUGUUAUUAUUAUGAAAAGUAUUAUAAAUAGUGAUGAAGAAAAAUCAUAUGGACAAUUGAUGAUUAUGAAAAAUUUUCGGCCAAGAUCAUUUUCAAUAUGUUCACUAGACCUGUCUGAAGAUGAUGAAUUGGAAUCACCAACAACAACUACAACAAGAAAAUAUAAAGCAAAAAAAGAAUUAAUCAUAGCUCGGUUUGGUCUAAAUGCUAGAGUUACAAUAGAUCUAGUUAAUCUUCAUUUGCAUAGUGAUCUUGCUCGUAAUUCAACUGAAAAACGUUGUCAAACUUUAUACAAUCUCUUUCGAACAAUGAAAACAUAUAAUUAUAUGCUUAUUGGAGAUUUUAAUUUUGGAGACGCACAUUCAAAAGAACAAAAUAUUCUUGCAGCAUACGAAAAGGACGUACAUGAUUUAUGGAAAGAAGUUUAUCGUCUUGAUGAAAAUCCUGGUUUUACAUUUGAUCCAUCACGUAAUAUUUGUGCUCAAAUAACAUCUCGAUCACAAAAAAAUCGUCGUUUAGAUCGAUAUUUAAUUCAUACAUUAUAUAAUCUUUCUUAUUCAAUUGAACAUCUUUCAAUGAUAGCUGUUGAUACAAUACCAAUUGAUCCAUUCAAUAAUGAUGAUAGUCAAAGAAUUAAUCUAUCUGAUCAUUAUGCAUUACAAUUAAUGAUCAAUUUUCAGACAAGAUCUAUAAGUCAUCGUUCUGCACUUGUGAUUUUACCAACUACAGAUAAGUGGUCAUUAAUUGAUUCAUAUUGUGGAUACUAUGAUUCAUCUACGAGUCUAUGGCCUUCACAUAUUAAUUUAUUAUGGCCAUUUUAUGAUUUAAAUGAUUGUCAAGAUGAUCAAGAAGAUAUUCUUUUAAAAUUAAGACUUUUAUUAUGUCAAUAUUCAUCAUUUUCUAUUCAGAUAAAUGAAAUAGAUUCAUUUGUCGAAAAUAAUGUUAGUUACAUGAAAUGUGAUGAACAAUCAGUAAAUCAUCUUAAACAAUUACAUGAACAACUUGCACAAUUAUUUUCACAUUGUUUAAAAAACAGUAGAAAUACGUAUAAUCCACAUAUGACAGUUGCUCAGUUUGACAGUAAAGAAAAAUUUAACCAAGCUAAACCAUCAUUAAUUUUAAAUGAAUCAUUUAAAUUUCCUGUUCAACAUCUUUACAUCUUACAACGACCACAUGAUAAUGAUACAACACCAUUUCAUAUUGUUCAUCAAAUACCAUUAGGUCCUAGACUUCAACCAAUUUGUUUUAAACAACUCAAUUCUGUUCAUACUAAAUUACAAGAAUUUUUUCAAAUAAUGAAUCUUUAUGAAACUCAUGAAUCAUACAAACGAAAACAAGAUAAAUUUGAAAAACUUUCGUCUUGCUUUCAACAAAUUUUCAAUAAAGAUACAUUACAUUGUUUUACUCAUUCAUUCUUAUCAUAUGGAAGUUUUCGUAUUGGUAUUAAUGGACAAGAUGUUGAUACAGUAUUUCUAUUGAAUGAAAUAAAAUCAAUCAAUAGUGAAACAACAUUUGAUGAAACACUUCAUCAAUUGAAACAUGAUUCAAGUGCAUUGAAUAAACAUAUUGUUAAUUUACUUGAAACACAAAUAAAUGAAAAUUUCAAAGAUGAACUCAUUUAUUGUAGAAAAAUUGAAGCAUUAUUUCCAAUAAUAUCUAUUUUAUUUAAUGAUCAAACAAAAGUGGAAAUAUUUGUACAAAUCGAACUCAAUAACGAACAAACGAUUGAACGUAAAGCUGCAAAUGAUUCUCAUCGUCCAGGAUCUGCAAUACAUGGAGUGCAUGAUAUAGAACGUCUGUUUGUACAUAUUCGUUCGCCACCUAUCUUUCAACAUCUUCUAACAUACAUUCGUACUUGGGCUCAACAUGUUGGUCUCUAUGGACAAGUAUACGGUUAUCUAAGUGGUUAUGCUUGGGCUAUUCUGUGUGCACAUAUUUGUCAUAAAUAUUUAUCACCAAUCAAAUCUCUGUUAUCAAUAGAAGAGUUUUCUAUUGACGAAUUUUUUUCAUUAGUUAAAUAUUUUUUUUCAACUUUUGCGCAAUUUAAUUGGUCAGCAGAUGCCUUUUGUCUUUAUCCAAAAUCAUAUAAACCUAUAACCUAUUCGGGAAGACCAUCAGUAUAUCAGCGUGGUUCAAUGCGUAUUAUAUCACCAAGUCCACCAUUUAAUAAUGCAGCACGUUCAACAAAAAAAUCUACGCGUGAUUUGAUCAUUCAAGGUUUUCAACGUGUUGUACAAUUACUUGACUCAAUAAAUACAAUUACAACUGAAGAUAAAUCAAAUGCACUUAAGCAAAUACUUGAAUUAAAUAAUGAUUUUCCUAGUGAAAAAACGGAAUCGAUUAUUCAACUUACCAUUUCAAGUCAAAAUACUGAUGAAUUUGAUUCGUGGCUCGGUUGGAUAAGAUCACGUUUUUCGUUCUUCUUUAGUGACUGUGAAGAAGCAUGCCAUUACACUUUUCAACCGCAAAAUGCAAUCGAAUAUCAAUCGAAUAAGAUCGAAGCACUCUAUUCUAUUGCUUUUCAGGUUGAUUCAACAACAUUACAACAAUGUCGAAAAUUUACUGUUUGUUUAAAGAAGUUUAUUGAUCAAGUGAAUUCAUUUUCAAAUCGAACGAAGUCAAUGAAGUUUUCUCAGAAAAUAAUAUCAAUAGAUGAUUGA
Molecule: messenger RNA, 3705 nt
Organism: Rotaria sp. Silwood2
Lineage: Eukaryota; Metazoa; Rotifera; Eurotatoria; Philodinida; Philodinidae
Source: the annotation of a GenBank genome assembly